Sitophilus oryzae (rice weevil) is the source of this 1134-nucleotide messenger RNA. RefSeq names its product leukocyte receptor cluster member 1 homolog. The record is from RefSeq and is a predicted model, not a curated record. Lineage: Eukaryota; Metazoa; Arthropoda; Insecta; Coleoptera; Curculionidae. The transcript is spliced from 3 exons. Bases 75 to 1052 code for a protein of 325 amino acids.
CAGUGACAGCAAACAUAACCAUACAGUUUUGAUUUUAAUAGUAAUUUAUAAAUUAUAAUUUUAUUUUAAUUAAAAUGAAUAUUUUACCAAAAAAAAGGUGGCAUGUUCGGACAAAGGAGAAUAUAGCAAGAGUUCGAAGAGAUGAAGCUCAAGCUGCUGAAGAAGAAAGAAUCAAACAAGAAAGAGCAAAAUUAGCUGAAAGUGAAUCUAAAAGGCAGUACUUGCUUGAAAAGUCUCGUAAAAGAUUUAAAACCGAAACAUUUGUACCCAUUGCAGAAAAAAAUUCCUUAGAUGAAUCAAAUAGUGUGGAAAGUGAGCAUGUUAAUUUCUUUAAAGAACUUGAAGAAGGGACAGCUGAACAAAAGCAAACUAAUAAAGAACAUGAUGAAGAGGUCAAAAAUGAAAAGGAAAAAUAUGAGAAACAGAUUGGAUAUUUAACUUAUUUGGGCCAAGAUACAAACGAAGCUUUGGGAAAAAAGAGUUGGUAUGAAAUAGCUCCUAAAAGAAAAACUGAUGGUACUGGUGAAAUAAACCUUAAAGCCAAAGUACGCGAAGAUCCUUUAAAUAUAAUCAAGAAAUUUACUAUCUCAAAUGAAAAAAGUUCAGGCGAAACAACAAGCAAGAGUAAAUAUACAGAAUACAAGUCUUUAUUGCAUACAGAAUUAAAACAUAGUUCAAAAUCAAAGAAAAGAAACAGGCACUCUAGCAGAGAAUCUAGUGAAGAAAGAGCAAAUAAGAAACAUAAACAUAAAAGACAGAAGAAACAUAAAAAGAGAAAACAUAGAAGUAGCAGUGAAUCAUCUGUAAAUGAGCAUACUGUCUCUAGCAUAUCAGAUGAUGAAGAUAAAUUACAAGAGGAAAAAAAUAGGAAACUAAGUAUAUUAAGAGCAGAAAGACUUAAGAGAGAACAAGCAGAAAGGAGAAAAACAGAAGAGUUGUUAGCUAAGAUAAGAGGGGAUAAUAUAAAAGAAGGAAAUAAGAACACCAAUGAACCCAGACAAAAAUACAAUUCUCAAUUUAAUCCAUAUUUAGCAAAACAGAACUUUACUUGAAAAAUGUGUAUAAAAAGUCAAUUUUUAUACUUUAAAUAGUUUUUGUAAAAUAUGUAAAAUAAAUAUUUAUUAUUUAAAGUGA